Molecule: messenger RNA, 3877 nt
Organism: Tribolium castaneum (red flour beetle)
Lineage: Eukaryota; Metazoa; Arthropoda; Insecta; Coleoptera; Tenebrionidae
Gene: MEP-1
Product: MEP-1
Exons: 8
Coding region: 442-3477 (1011 amino acids)
Biological process (GO): positive regulation of transcription by RNA polymerase II
Cellular component (GO): nucleus
Source: RefSeq, a predicted model, not a curated record
UGUUUUAAACAACAACAAAACGAAUUUAUUGUUAAAUUUUAAUGUUGCUUACGUAAUGAAAAAAUUUUAAGACAUCGCGAACAGAUCGUCUACGUCACUAUUUUCGGUCACGUGACUUACCGUUAGACGCCAUAUUGGCAGUUUAGUGCAGUGCUAGGGGUUAGUGACGUGAGUUUUGUGUUGUUCUCUCGUGUUUUUUGCCCAAAUUAAAUGAGGGAAUUUUGAGAAAAAUGCAAGUUUUCGGCCUUUGAUGUGUCGUUGGGUCGUGUUUGCGUGUCGGCGUAUUUGAAAAUCGCGCGUUGUCAAAGGAUUUUGUUCGGGUAUUUACGAGUGUGACAGACAACCAACACACACAUCAAUUGGCGGCGGUGCAGAUGGUCGUUGUGGUGCCCAUGGACCCAUGGCGGGAAUCUGACGAAUAACUGGGUCUAUGGUGCAUAAAUGGAUAUGGCAGAAGAAGCUGAAAUGGGCGAAAUUGAAGAAAUGCAUUCCAAAGAAGACGAAGAAGUUACAGCAAGCGAUCAAUUACUAAACGGAGACUUGUCAGAAGUGGAAAAUGGCGAAGAGGAGGAGGAGGAAGAAGAAGAAGAAGAAGACAGUCAAAGUAGCAUCAAAAAGGGUCAAACUACUGAUGAUACAGAUUCGAUGGAUGUAGACGAAGAACAGCAAGAACAACAACAAAUCGACUCGCCACCGGACAACAACACAAACAAAAGCGAAAAAGAUGACAAUACGGAACCGGACGAUGGUGAAACGGAAAAGGACGAUGACGAUGGUGAUAGUGUUAAGAGCGAUAGUGACUCUAAAACCAGUGAUAUGAUGGAAAAUGGUAAAAGUGCCGAUGAAGAAGUUCACGAAAUUAUCGACGAUGACGAACCAAUCGAAUUGAACGAUUCGGGUGACGGUGACGGUGAUGGUGAUGUUAUGAUAAUUGAAGAACCCAAAGAAAAUGGUUCAAUGGAAGAGGAAAAAAACGAAUUGGAAGUGAUAGAAUUGGACACCACACCAAUCAAAAAACACAAAGAUUUGACGAUUUUAACGCCACGACGAAGUGUCCGUAAUUUGAACAAGUCGAAGAGUUACGUUGAGAGUGAAAAGGCACAAAAUUCCCACUCUUCGGAGGAGUCGGACAUUGAGGAGGUCCUUCCACAGGAUCCUCUCGCCAUGGGUAACGAUAAAAUCGAAGUGAAGCGUUCAAAACACUCGAAUUCUUCCACGAUUGUUGUGAAAGACACGAAACGAUUAGUUGAGAUCGCGGCCAAAAGUAACUCGAAUAAUUCGGGUAAUAAGAAAGAGCCGACUUUGGUGAUUAUCGACACGAAUUCGAUUCUGUCAGGUCGAGGGCCGGUCCCUGUUAAUAAUAAAUCCUCGUCUUCUUCCAACCAAUAUCCCACUCUUCUCCCAAUGGCACUUCCCGCCCAAGGUAUGUAUCCUCCAAACAUGAGGGCUACCAUCACUCCAAUCCCCCUAAACUCCUCCACAGCCUCCACAACAACACCGCCACCUCCCCCAUUAACUAAAGCGCCCUCAACUUGCAUAAACCCGGCAGCUUUAGCGCCAGUAUUGCCAACACUAACCGACGAUAUGUUCGUGGUGGAAGCGCCCUCUUUUAUCGUACCAUACGUAUACGAAAAACCGCCAGUUUCUGAUUUUAAGGACUUUCUCAAAGAGUUGCGCGAUAAACUCACCGAAGACGACGAUAAAGAAACGACUAAAUCCGAUGAUGAGGCGGCGGCGCCAACAACAACAAAAGAUGAUGAUUUGUUAGAUCCGUUAAAGAAGAAUUAUUCGUAUUUUGAUAGUCCGUUAGGGAAGUUUUUUAUCGAUAUUGGUUUUAAUCUAGUACAAGAGUUUGUACAAGCCGAUAUGUUGCGACAACAAAAGAAGAAGCGAGAUCGUGAAGGUGGGCAAAAUCCAGCAACUAAUAAAACAAUACAUUCAUUAAUGAAAAAUCUCGAGUUUACGAAAGAAAGUAAUGAACCGUUCCGAACAACAAUGAAGAAAUGUGAAUUUUGUAAUUUUAAAACUGAAUCACAGUUGGUGAUGGCGUAUCAUUUGGAGACACCACAUACGAAGAAUUAUGUCUACAAGUGCAAUUUUUGUACUUAUGAGGCUCGCAGCCCCCACGAUAUCCUCUUCCACAUGGAGGCCGAGCACGCAGUCCGCGGUCGGCUCGAACGCGCCCCCUCAUUCCAUCAGUGCCCGAAUUGUCCAUUUGAGGACAAUCAAAAGGGUAAAUUAUCGCGUCAUCUGGUGGCAUGUAUGCGUAAAUUCAAACCGGAACGAAAUUUGGAUCCGCCAAUUGAUUGGGAACCACCAGCGAAAAUACCGAGAGUGCCUAAGGCCCGUCAGGGAAUCAAUGUGUCCGCAUAUCAAGCGAUGAAAUCGUCACAAUUGCAAUUUUUGUCCAAGAUGCAAUUAUUGAAUACGAAUUCAUCGUCAACAUCGCAAGCCUUACAUCGUGGUAGAGGAAGACCAUCGUUGGGUUCAACAUCCAUUAAACAAUCAAUGAUCAGGCCUUCGGGAAUGGUUUAUAAACAAACGAUGAGCGGUGGAUCGGUUUUGGUGCCGACUAAUUAUCAAGUCAGCGGAAAUCAGGUGUAUCAGGUGGUGGGUGGACAGGAGUUGGGUGGUCGACUAGGUCAUCCUGGUAUGGCUUUUGUCCCCAACAUACCUUCCGCCUCUAGCACAGUCACGAUUCAGAACCAAUCAAAGAACAAGUCUGUCCAUCAGCCAAGCAUUUCGAUAACACCACUACCUCGCGCCUCCGCCUCUCCCAAUUCAAAUCUGACAUCCAAACCGGGUGAUACGAACUCAAAGAAUUCGUUCGUUAUUUGUGAGAUCUGUGAUGGUUACAUUAAAGAUUUAGAACAAUUGAGAAAUCACAUGCAAUGGAUACAUAAAGUCAAAAUACAUCCGAAAAUGAUUUAUAAUCGGCCGCCUCUCAACUGCCAAAAGUGCCAAUUUAGAUUUUUCACCGAUCAAGGCUUGGAACGACAUCUUUUAGGAUCGCACGGUUUGGUGACGUCAAGUAUGCAAGAUGCAGCCAAUAAGAGUAAAGAUGCUGGAAGGUGUCCGGUGUGUGGACGGGUUUAUCAAUGGAAAUUGUUGAAUCACGUGGCCCGUGACCACAGUAUGACCCUAAAACCGGCCCAUCUUUCAUACAAAUGCACCGUUUGCACAGCCACCUUUGGCAUGUACAAACAAUUCGAAAAUCAUGUUUAUUCGGCUCACAGUGUCGUUGCAAAACGUGUAAUGGAUAAGAAAAACUCAUCAUCGAGCAAAAACGAUCAAAUGAUGAAACCAUUGAAGAUCAACGAUGAAAUUACGAUAAUUCCACAACCGGCAAAGGUGGCUGCGAAAGAAGGGAGUCCUUCGUCAUCAACAGGGUCAACAAACUCGCGCAAUAGCACUCCGAGUACUAGCAAAAAUGCUGAUUCCACAAACGCAUCAAGUGAUGCAAAGGGCGCGGAAUAAACAAACAAACAAACGUCUUGUGGUUGGUGUGUGUGAACGGUUAUAACUUUAAAAAAUAAAAUAAAUCAUGGACCAAGCGGUUUCACUGUGAGACAUGCUGUCGUAACAUGUAUUUGCAUAAUAUUCUCUAUUUAUUAUUGUAAAAAAUAUAAAGUAAAAAAUUUGAUUUUCAUAUGGUAUAGGAUAGACCGAAUCUAAGUAAUGUUGCUGCACUUGCAAAGAAGACUAAAGAAUAGAUUAGAGUUAUGAUAUACAUACAUGUGUUUCUUUAGUUUUUACUUUAUGAAAAUAAAUGAUUUUAAUGUUUGUGACAUAAACUCUCACAUGUUGUAUUUAUUUUUAUAUACCAUUUUGUUGAUUAUCAGUUCUCAAAUAAACCGUAGUGUUAUUCUUUUGAGUA